ACUUGGCGCGCUUCUAGUCUAGGGUUUUAGAUAACAGUCCCAAAACCCCAAAUCCCGCCCCAUAUUUUCCAUGGGUAGUGGAUGAAAUCCUUCUCUUCUCCGACUGUUUCAUCUCCGAUCUCCAUGUCUCUCUCAUCCACUCUUCGCUUCUCCCAUCUUAUCCGCCAAAACCUCUUCCUCUCCCCACUUUCCCUCUGUCCUACCCGUUUACUGGCACUCCGGCGGAAUUACUCGGACCUCCGUUUCCUCUCGGUAAGCCCAACUCGUAACUUCCAUGCUGUGAACGCAAAGCACCAGGGAGACGACAGAGAGGAGCCGGAGGGAGGGUCUAAUGGGAGUUUGGGAUUGGUCAAGGAUGGGAGUGGUGGCGGUGGCAGCGACGGGCGCGUUGUUCUUGCUGAGCUUCACAAGGAGGCUACUGAGUCGUAUAUGGCAUACGCACUCUCGGUCUUGCUUGGACGGGCCUUGCCUGAUGUUAGGGAUGGUUUGAAGCCCGUGCACAGGAGGAUACUAUUUGCAAUGCAUGAAUUGGGUCUCUCAUCCAGAAAACCAUUCAAGAAGUGUGCUAGAGUUGUUGGAGAGGUUUUAGGUAAGUUUCAUCCACAUGGAGACACUGCUGUCUAUGAUUCAUUGGUGCGAAUGGCACAGGAUUUCUCCCUGAGAUCCCCACUUAUCCAAGGGCAUGGAAAUUUUGGCUCCAUCGAUGCGGAUCCUCCUGCUGCCAUGCGCUAUACAGAAUGCAGACUUCAAGCAAUCACUGAAGCAAUGCUGUUGGCAGAUCUGGAGGAAGAUACGGUUGAUUUUGUUCCAAACUUUGAUAAUUCACAAAAAGAACCAUCUCUUUUGCCUGCUCGGCUUCCAACAUUGUUGUUGAACGGUUCCUCUGGGAUUGCAGUUGGCAUGGCAACUAACAUUCCUCCUCAUAAUAUUGGAGAGUUGGUAGAUGUGCUCUGUGCAUUAAUUAACAAUCCAGACGCCAGUUUACAAGAGUUGUUGGAAUACAUGCCUGGACCUGACUUUCCAACUGGAGGACUAAUAAUGGGAAAUCUUGGGAUCUUGGAUGCAUAUCGAACUGGGCGAGGACGUAUUGUAGUCAGAGGGAAAGCUGAUGUUGAAUUGCUUGACUCAAAAACAAAGAGAGAUGCUAUUAUCAUAAAAGAGAUUCCUUAUCAAACAAACAAAUCUUCGCUUGUUGAGAAGAUUGCCGAACUUGUUGAGGAUAAGAGUUUGGAAGGCAUUAGUGAUAUUCGUGAUGAGAGUGAUCGUUCUGGAAUGCGUAUAGUCAUUGAGCUUAAACGAGGAGCAGACUCUUCAAUUGUUCUAAAUAAUCUUUUUCGUCUUACUGCCCUUCAGUCUAGUUUUAGCUGCAAUAUGGUGGGCAUCCUUAAUGGACAACCUAAGCAAAUGGGUCUUAAAGAAUUGCUUCAGGCUUUCUUAGACUUCAGAUGCUCUGUUGUUGAGAGACGUGCCCGGUUUAAGCUUUCACAAGCACUGGAAAGAAAGCAUAUUGUUGAGGGUAUUGUGAAAGGGCUUGAUAAUUUGGAUAGAGUAAUUCAUAUCAUUAGAGAAGCUUCAAGCAAUGCAGCUGCAUCAGCUGGUCUGAGAAAUGAAUUCAAUCUAUCUGAGAAACAAGCUGAUGCUAUAUUAGACAUAAACUUACGAAGACUUAACCUUCUUGAGCGCAAAAAGUUUGAUGAUGAGAGUCAAUCUCUGGUAAAGCGUAUUUCAGAGUUAGAGGAACUAUUAUCAAGCAGGAAAAACAUAUUACAGUUAAUAGAACAAGAAGCGAUUGAGCUAAAGAACAAGUUUUCCAGUCCAAGGCGUUCAAUAUUGGAGGACUCUGAUGCUGGUCAACUUGAAGACAUAGAUGUUAUUCCAAAUGAAGAAAUGCUGCUGGCACUCAGUGAGAAAGGUUAUGUUAAGCGGAUGAAACCAAAUACCUUUAAUCUUCAAAAUCGUGGAACAAUUGGCAAAUCUGUUGGAAAACUUCGAGUGAAUGAUGCCAUGUCCGAUUUCAUUGUUUGCCGUGCACAUGACCAUGUGCUGUAUUUCAGUGAUAGGGGCAUAGUGUACUCAGCUCGUGCAUAUAAAAUUCCAGAAUGCAGCCGUACUGCUGCUGGGAUGCCACUGGUCCAGAUCCUAUCUUUAUCUGAUGGUGAGAGAAUAACUUCCAUUAUUCCUGUGAGCGACUUUGCUGAAGACCAGUUCCUGUUGAUGCUUACAGUAAAAGGCUACAUCAAGAAAGUGGCUUUGAAUUCUUUCUCGGCAAUACGGUCAACAGGAAUUAUAGCACUUCAGUUGGUUCCUGGUGAUAAGCUGAAAUGGGUACGUUGUUGUACAAAUGAUGACCUUGUAGCCAUGGCUUCACAAAAUGGAAUGGUCAUUCUAAGUUCAUGUGACAUUAUUCGGACACUCAGCCGGAAAACUAGAGGUUCUAUUGCGAUGAGACUAAAAGAAGGGGAUAAGAUGGCAAGCAUGGACAUCAUACCAGCAGCCAUGCGGAAAGAUUUGGAUAGGAUGGCGGAAUCUCCCAUAAGCAAUAAUAAGGGAUUGAGUGGUCCAUGGCUGUUGUUUUUGUCUGAGAAUGGCUAUGGAAAGCGGGUCCCUCUGAGUAGUUUCCGGCAGUCACCAUUGAACAGAAUUGGUUUAAAAGGUUACAAGUUUUCCGAGGAGGAUCGCUUGGCAGCUGUCUUUGUGGUUGGUUUUUCUUUGGCUGAAGAUGGAGAAAGUGAUGAACAAGUUGUCCUCGUUAGCCAAAGUGGUACUGUAAAUAGGAUUAAAGUGAGGGAUAUUUCAAUUCAAUCUCGCUAUGCAAGGGGUGUUAUUCUGAUGCGUCUGGAGCAUGCUGGGAAGAUUCAAUCGGCAUCCUUAAUCUCUGCUACAGAUUCUGAGCCGGAGCAAUUGGUCAUGCCAGCAACUGAAACUGAGGCACCUGAAAACACAUCUAUUGCUUCAUAGAUUGUUCAUGAGAUAUCUUUGUUGUAUAUUACAGAAAUGUUACUUGGUAGAACCGUUUUUAAAUAUCAAAUGCAUGCAUUUUCACUUCUCGUCUACUUCCGAUUUUUGGGUCCGAAUACAUCAUGGGAGUAUGA
Rubroshorea leprosula is the source of this 3092-nucleotide messenger RNA. Lineage: Eukaryota; Viridiplantae; Streptophyta; Magnoliopsida; Malvales; Dipterocarpaceae. The record is from the annotation of a GenBank genome assembly.